Molecule: messenger RNA, 2743 nt
Organism: Siniperca chuatsi (mandarin fish)
Lineage: Eukaryota; Metazoa; Chordata; Actinopteri; Centrarchiformes; Sinipercidae
Product: cytotoxic and regulatory T-cell molecule
Exons: 11
Coding region: 1130-2518 (462 amino acids)
Biological process (GO): cell recognition; positive regulation of natural killer cell mediated cytotoxicity directed against tumor cell target; detection of tumor cell
Cellular component (GO): plasma membrane
Molecular function (GO): signaling receptor binding
Source: RefSeq, a predicted model, not a curated record
CAUGUAAUAAUUCUGUUAGAGUAAAUCUUGACUUUAUAUAUACACUACAAGAGCUUUUAUAGACACAGCCAGCCAUAGGUCCCUGUGUUCUGACUGUAUGCCCUUUUAAUGAGUCUCGGUCACCUGGUCACCUGGUCACCUGGUCACCUGGCUCCUCCUUCACAAGGCCAACUGCAGCAGCAGUGCUGGUGUAUUAGCAUCAUUACAUAACAUGUUGCAGUCUCAUGUUUCAUCUGUUACAAACAUAGACCAUACCACUGUAAUAAUAUUAUUUAACUUAAUGACAAAACAUUAUGGGAAGGCAAGCGGAGUGGUGGACGACCGGUAUUGCCAUCCCUUGCGCCCCACCGCUAGCAUGGCUAAAAUUAUACCCAACAUGAGAUACAUUUUAUUCUUCUUGAGAAUAAAAUUGUCGGAAUUAAUGCUGUCAGUUUCCAUUGCUUCCUUCACAACUUCCUGCUUUCACAAGACUUUCCAGCUCACACAGGUGGUGUUUGCUAAGUAGACCUCUCCUCAGGAAACCCUAGUCCUGUGCAAAGCAGUUAACCUCAGUGACAUGGUGGCUUGGUGGUUAGAAUUACAGCCCCCCAACCUGAAGUUGAAGAGGAAUUGAUUUAACUAAGACCUUUAGGCUUUCUGAUACACAAUGAAGCAUUAUGUUUUAGCUAAACCAAGCACCCUGAAAUGUUCUGAACAUUUAGCCGUUACUAGUUUCACUACAUGUCAUGUUGACUUGUGAUAGCAGAAAACGCACAAAUGUAACUAAUAACAAUGAUUAUGUCUCUCCUACAUUUAGCUGUGAAAUACAGUCUACCUGUAAUUUGUUUUUGUUGUGAAAUGUGUUAAUUAGGGUUAGUUAUUAGUGUUAAUUGUUAAUUAAGCUUUUCAUCUUUUUCAAUAAAUCACUAAAAAUGAUUUUUGGGUCGAAACAGGGGUGUCAUAUGUAUGAAUCUUGAACCAGAAACCUUGAACUUUUACAGUAGUAAUCACAUGAGAAUCCCUUGAAUCAAAAAGCCUUUGGAAACCACAGGGCAGUGAUGUCAUGGAAGGUCCCUCAGUGGAGUAGAAAUAGAUCGAGUGAUGAGGAAACGCAGCAGAGUCGAAGUGUGAUUGUUAUUGAGCGACAGAGAUGGAACUGAAGCUGCAGCUCAGCGUCUUCAUAUUACUCAUACAGGUUUCAGUUGCAGUGUGGCAGCGUGUGACUGUGCUAAAAGGUCAGACAGUCAACUUAAGAUGCCCAAUUACAAAUGUUCACAAGACCAAUGUGGACUGGAAGAACCCUGAAGGAUACGUUAUGUUCUUCAAUCACAAUAAAGGUAUAAAGGACAAACGCUACAGCCUCAACAAACUGUCUGAGUCAGAAUUCACCAUCAGUAUUUCCAAUGUCACCUUCAAAGAUGGAGGCACCUACACAUGCUCUGAGUAUGGCCAUCAAACAAGAGAAAACAAAGUGGAGGUGACAGUGUUAGGUUUCCCCAAAAUGACAGUAGCAAAGCAUGAAGGAAAGUUUGUCAUAAAAUGCACUGCGGAGGGGAACCACUAUCCUCCCCAGAUCUUCUGGAGAUUGAAUCACGAGCCUGAAAUUAUUCCUCUGGUCCAAGUCCUACAAGAAGAUAAAAAGUAUGUCGCAAUGCAUUUGUUAAAUCUUCAGUCAGUGAAGAACAGAGUCACUGUUAAAUGCCUUGUUCGCCAUCCAGCUCUGCACUCACGACCUCUGAUGAGUUUUGUCAAAAUUGGACACUCAACAAAGUCCCGCCGUACAACCACCAUCAGUUCACCCACCGCUCAGCCUCAGGGAGCAACACCUGGCUGGUUCAGACAUGGGAGAACAACAAUGUACCUUUCAACCAGAGACGUGAAGGGGCCUUCAUCAGAGAGCUCUGUAAAGUUAUCAGCUGUUCCCGCCACGGUUACAGCAUCCACUGGAUUUCCUCUGAACCAUGUUACAGCCACAGGGUCACAUCUCAGCAUUAGUGGCUCAACCAGGAGGAGGAAUGACACCAUCAGUAAUGCAACAAGCACAACAGGCUGGACUGUCUCUGAGACAAAAGAGGACAUCACAUUCUAUAACCAUACAGAGGGAAACAGAACAGGGAGCUUUAAUGACCCGAAGAUGCAGACAGAAACUGAAAGUUCAUCGUUACUGGUCUUACUGGUGACAUGCCUGAUCUUCGGACUUCUGGUGGUGGUCAUUUUUUUUGCCAUCAAGCUGAGGAGAGCGCACAUCACCUGGAAAAGAGUUUUUAUUGUUACAGAGAAUGAAGACUCUGAUCCAUCAGAGGACAGCAGUAAAUCAAAAUCAAGCCAGGAAGAGAGGAACUCCCAAGGACAAAGGCGAAGAGGGCUCGUCAACACGGCAUUCACACAGUAUGUUGUUGAAGAACCGACAGUGAUAACCUCAGUGAUAAACACAGCUGCAAUGGCAGCAGCAGAGAGCGUAAAUAAAGAGCAGACUUCUCAACCUCAAGCCCCGGGACUAACUUCUGCCAAGUGUGACAUAAAGGAGACAGAGCUGUAACAAUCUGUAAAAUAUCAGCAAUAUCAUCAGCACGAUUACCAUGCUCAUUGCCCACACAUUAAGCUGAUUAGCUUUUAUGCUGCAAUUGUAACAGAGACUGUAUGUUUACACAGAAAGAAUAUGGUAACUUAUAACUGUAGUACUGUACUGUAUAAAUACUGUAUAUAUUUUGUGUUCAAAUGUACCAAUAAAUUAUAUUUUGCCAGAAAAUCAUGUCAUACUUUG